Molecule: messenger RNA, 5493 nt
Organism: Drosophila rhopaloa
Lineage: Eukaryota; Metazoa; Arthropoda; Insecta; Diptera; Drosophilidae
Gene: Ndae1
Product: sodium bicarbonate cotransporter 3
Exons: 12
Coding region: 638-4360 (1240 amino acids)
Biological process (GO): regulation of intracellular pH; transmembrane transport; bicarbonate transport
Cellular component (GO): plasma membrane
Molecular function (GO): sodium:bicarbonate symporter activity; solute:inorganic anion antiporter activity; monoatomic anion transmembrane transporter activity
Source: RefSeq, a predicted model, not a curated record
AGUGCGGACGUGUUUUUCUCGCUUUUCUCCGCUUUCCACGCUUAAUGCGGCCCAAAACUGCAAAACGGAAAAAUACAAAAAAAGAAAAAAAUAAUAAACAGAAAGUAAUACAAGAAAACCUCAAACCCAAAAGCGAAACCAAGCCAAUUAAACAAACAAAACGAAUUCAAUUGUUAAACCACCUAAACGAAGAAUAAGUGAAAAUUACUUAAACACUGUAAAAGUGCAUUUAAGUUAUAAAUAACUACUAAAAAUAUAAAUAUUUAACCUCCAAUCGGAAAGUUGUUAAAUCCCAUUUUAUUAUAAAGCUUGUUUUUACCUUGCUCUUAUGAGCAAACCCCUUAGAGUAAAUCGAUAAGGAAUUUAAAAAUAAAUCAAUCAAUCUCCGCAAAGUUCUACAACCAAACACUGCCAAUGUGAACCCAUCUAUUUAAAAAAGAGAAUAACCAACCUGAAGAUAACCGAAAACAAACGUUAACGAGCAUUUAAACGGUCCUUAAAGUAUUUGUAACUGUAACUGUAACAGUAACUAACGGUAACUGGGUCAGUAGGCAGAGCCAAAGUAACGCCCCCUCAUCGAGGGCUUUUCCCAUUUUCCACCUCCUUCGCCACCAUCUUUUCAGUGUGACCUUGGACCAUGAACUCCUCAAGUGGCGAUGAUGAGGCGCCAAAGGAUCCGCGCACUGGCGGCGAGGAUUUUACGCAACAAUUUACAGAGAACGAUUUCGAGGGACAUCGGGCGCACACCGUUUAUGUGGGCGUCCAUGUGCCAGGAGGACGACGCCACUCGCAGAGGCGCCGCAAGCACCACCACAGUGGCCCCGGAGGGGGAGGCACGGGGCCUAGUGGCGGAGGUGGCUCCAUCGGCGGAUCCGGAAGUGUGGGCGGUGGUGCGGGCAAGGACAACAUCAGCGAGAAGCAACAGGAAGUGGAGCGACCAGUGACUCCCCCGGCUCAGCGAGUUCAAUUCAUACUCGGCGAAGAUGUGGACGAUGGCACGCAUGUAUCCCAUCCCCUGUUUUCCGAAAUGGGAAUGCUGGUGAAGGAGGGCGACGAGAUCGAGUGGAAGGAGACGGCGCGAUGGAUCAAAUUCGAGGAGGAUGUGGAGGAGGGUGGCAAUCGGUGGUCGAAGCCCCACGUGGCCACCCUCUCCCUUCACUCCCUUUUCGAGCUGCGCCGGCUGCUGGUCAAUGGCAGUGUAAUGCUGGACAUGGAGGCCCACAAUCUGGAGGUGAUGGCCGAUCUGGUCUGCGAUCACAUGGUCAGCGCGGGAACCUUGCCACCGGGGGUCAAGGAUAAGGUCAAGGAUGCCCUCCUGCGACGCCAUCGUCAUCAACACGAGAUUGCCAAAAAGUCGCGACUUCCAAUUAUUCGAUCCCUGGCCGAUAUGCGUAAUCAUUCUUCAUCGAAAAUUGAAGAGCACUCUGGCAACCUAUUGGGGGCCACAACGCCAAUUUCCCUAACGGCCAGCGAACCGGGACCGCCCGGAUCUAAUGGAAAUCCAAAUCUAAGCACCGCUGCCGGCGGAAUGGGGCGUUUUCUAACGGUGCCCAGUGGAAAACCCAGCAACAGAACGCUCGAGAAAAAAUCUAAUUCUAAACACUCGCGGCCCGCACAAAACCUGCCGUCGAUCACAGAGGACAUGGUCAAGAGUCCCAGCAACCAAUCGAUGGCCAGGCCAGGAAGUGCCACCGAGUUGAGUGAGCAGCAGCACAAGGGCAACACCCACUUCAUGCGCAAGAUCCCGCCGGGAGCGGAGGCCAGCAACAUCCUGGUCGGCGAGGUGGACUUCCUGGAGCGAACCCUGUCCUGCUUCGUCCGCCUCAGCCAGGCGGUCGUCCUGGGCGAUCUCACCGAGGUGCCCGUGCCCACGAGAUUUGUAUUUAUCCUGCUCGGUCCGCCUGGCAGUCAGAGCAACUUCCACGAGAUCGGCCGGGCGAUGGCCACCCUGAUGUCCGACGAGAUCUUCCACGAGGUGGCCUACCGAGCCCGUAAGCGGGAUCACUUGCUGUCCGGGGUGGACGAGUUCCUGGAUGCGGUCACCGUUCUGCCGCCCGGCGAGUGGGAUCCCACCAUUCGGAUUGAGCCACCGGCGGCCAUUCCCUCGCAGGAGGUGCGCAAGCGUCCGCCCGAGUUGCCCAAGGAGGAGGUGGACGAGGAGGAGGAGGAGGCGCGUCUGAGGGAGGAGAACGGGCUGUCCAGGACGGGCCGACUCUUUGGAGGCCUGAUCAACGACAUUAAGAGGAAGGCUCCCUGGUACAUUAGCGACUACAAGGACGCCCUGUCCAUGCAGUGUGUCGCCUCCUGGAUCUUCCUCUACUUCGCCUGCCUCUCCCCAAUCAUCACAUUCGGCGGUCUGCUGUCGGAGGCCACCGGCAAACACAUGGCUGCCAUGGAGUCUCUGGUGUCCGGGUUCGUUUGUGGCAUGGGCUAUGGCUUCUUUUCGGGUCAGCCGCUGACAAUUCUCGGGUCCACCGGUCCAGUCCUGGUCUUCGAGUCAAUUAUCUACGAGUUCUGUUUGAAGAUGGGCUGGGAGUAUAUGACGUUCCGGUUCUGGAUCGGCAUGUGGGUCGCCGGCAUUUGUAUCGUCCUGACCGCGAUUGAUGCCAGUGCCCUGGUCUGCUACAUCACCCGCUUCACCGAGGAGAACUUCGCCACCCUGAUCGCGUUCAUCUUUAUCUACAAGGCCAUUGAGAAUGUGAUGGUCAUCGGAAAGAACUUCCCGGUAAAUCAGGGGAUAUACGACUGUAUCUGUACACCGCCACUUGGGAGCAAUGCCAGUGUGAUCGAUUAUGCCAAAUACAACUGGAAUUAUUGUGAGUCUUACAAUGGCACUUUGGUUGGCAAAGAUUGCGGCAAACCGCCCACCGAGAAUGUUUUCCUGAUGUCGGUGGUACUCUGCACCGGCACCUUCAUCAUAUCCACCGUGCUGAAGGAUUUCAAGAACGCCCUUUUCUUCCCCUCGAUCGUUCGCCAGUACAUCAGCGACUUUUCGGUGUUGAUCGCGAUUUUUGCAAUGAGUUUCUUCGAUUAUUCCCUUGGAGUUCCCACCCAGAAACUGGAGGUGCCCAACGAGCUAAAGCCCACGCUGAGUACCAGAGGCUGGCUCAUCCCGCCGUUCUCCGAGAAGAACCCCUGGUGGUCGCCAAUCAUUGCCGUAUUCCCCGCCCUGCUUGGCACUAUUCUGAUCUUCAUGGAUCAACAGAUCACCGCUGUCAUCGUGAAUCGCAAGGAGAACAAACUGAAGAAGGGCUGUGGCUACCAUCUGGAUCUGUUCAUCCUCUCCAUUCUGAUUGCCAUUUGCAGCUUAAUGGGUCUGCCUUGGUUCGUGGCUGCCACCGUGCUGAGCAUCAACCAUGUGAACUCGCUGAAACUAGAAUCGGAGUGCUCGGCCCCUGGCGAGAAGCCACAGUUCCUGGGAGUGCGCGAGCAGCGGGUGACCCACAUCCUGAUCUUCCUGACCAUCGGCGGCUCUGUGCUGCUGACCCCGCUGCUCGGUCACAUACCCAUGCCGGUCCUGUUCGGCGUCUUUCUUUAUAUGGGCGUGGCCUCGCUCAAGGGCCUGCAGUUCUUCGAUCGCAUACUGAUUAUGUUCAUGCCAGCCAAGUACCAGCCGGACUAUAUGUUCCUGCGCCAGGUUCCCAUUAAGCGCGUCCACCUGUUCACCAUCAUUCAGCUGGCCUGUCUCAUUAUUCUUUGGCUGAUCAAGUCCUUCUCGAACACCUCCAUCCUGUUUCCCCUGAUGCUGGUGGUUAUGAUCGGCAUACGAAAGGCCCUGGAUCUGGUAUUCACCCGUCGAGAGCUGAAGAUACUGGACGACAUUAUGCCAGAGAUGACGAAGCGGGCGGCGGCAGAUGAUCUGCAUAAACUGGACGCUGAGGAUAAUCACCAUCAGCAUCAUCCGGUGACUGGUUCCGGGCCGAACUAUAAUGCCGAUAAGGCGGGUCCCACCACCAUUCACAUUCCCCUAUCGGGAAACAAGGCCGGCAACAAUGGACCCACAGUGAACAUUCCCCCAGAGGCUGUUAAUCGCACCACGGUCUGGCAGCAGAUCAACAAGGAUGGCAACGGGAUCUCGGAGCAACUGAUCAUCCCGGUCACCGUCAAAGUUCGUCAGAUCAAUGGCAACCAUUCCUCCCCGAGUGCCGCCCUCUCGCCACGCCUCUCGCCGAUGCACGAGGUUGAUGAGUACAGUGAAGCUGGGACAAACAGUCCGGGGAAUCCCACGGGAGUUCAGCAGCAGCAGCAACAGCAUCUGCAACAGCAACCUCAGCAAAUCAGCAACUGCAAGGCUGCCAAAAUCGAGGGAUCGUCCCUGCCCAAUUGCCAGAUCAGUCCGGCCAACAUAACACCCGUCUAAAGAUCCCGAAAACUAUAUCGAUUUAAAGCGAACAAAGCACAAAAAGACUCCCCAAACACACAUCCAUGUAUUUCUAGUUGUUCAUUCACAGCCGUAUCAUAAUCUCUAUUUACUAUAUAUCGCAGUAGUUAUCCCAAGGGACGAUUUUUAGGUACAGAUUUUUAGCUGCGCCAGUAGUAAGAAAAAACUUUCAUUUGGGGCUCAGGUACAAGUUAUACAAGUAUUACUUAUAUGAUAAAAAAUACGAUAUUCCGUAGACAAAAAAUACAUUCCAAAUAUACACUUUUGAAACGAAUUUUAUAAAGUCAAUUCCAAUAAGGAGGCGAAGAACAGAAAAAAAACAUCGGUGGGCCGAUGUUUACCCAAUUUUCAUACUGUCCACUUUGACUUGGUUAGCUAAAGCGAAUUGUGGGUUAUAAUGGGGCUUUUUUAUCGAACUGUGAUCUGGAGGUUAUAUCUUGGGGGUGGGUUGUAUAAGAAGCGUAUCAUUUAGCCUAGCCAAGACAAAGCUGUAAACAAUUGUAUUAUAUUUUAUGCCUUACACUAAGUUCUACACAAAGAAACAAGCAUCCUACCCGACACACCCCAAACAUAUAUAAUAAAAAAAAACAUAGACAACUAUAAAUAUUGAAUAAAAGUGGCGAACCAUUAAUUAGCCACAAGCAAACUGCGAAAAACAACAAUGUAUCUUUCAUUUCGUUAUUUUUGGUCUGCAUCGUUCGUUUUCAGUGUAUUUUGUGCAUAGUUGUGAGUGUGGCACCUACUGCUCCCAAAAUCUAUAUCUCUGAACAUUCAUACAUAGCACCUGAUCGAGUUCUGCCUGUCUUCCAUUAAAUUCAUCAAUAUUGCGAACCAGAGUUUGUGGAAUUCUCACAAAUAAAUAGCUAUAAGCUUAAAAGCCCAGUGAACAGAUAAUGUUAUUCCUAUAAGAACUCAAUAAACCCACUGAAAUCUCCAUUAAAAUUUAAAAAAAAUGUUUGUAUAUUUAAGUUAUGAUAGAAAUGGUUAUAAUAUUUUUGAUCAUCUUCAAACUCUGUUUCCAACAAUCAAUCCAUCAAAGCUCCAUUAGCAUCGUGUUUGAUGUCUGUAUGUGUAUCUUCUAUAACAUAAAUUCUUUGAUCUUAAAUGUAUUC